AUGACUCGGCAGCAUGGAGAUCCCGAAGAUGAAACUGCCGACGAGCAAUUCACCAACCAGUGCGGCAAGUUCCGGCUUUACUAUUCCAUGUUCGGAAAGGAGGAGGGGUGGUGGAUCAUGGACGACUCUCUGGAAAGUAUCGGCGCCCAGUUGAAUAGCCGAGGGGACGUCAUCGGCUGGUUUGAUAGCAGCCAGGCGGAGUGGCCCCACGGGAGAGGGCUGGAAGGCUACUUGCUGAAGCUGGGCACCCUUGUCUCUGAGCUGCAGAAGACUGUGCCGGAACUGUCAAAGAUUACUUCACGUUCGAAGGCCAUGGUCGCAUGUUAUCCUGGGAAAGGGGCACGAUACAUCAAGCACGUCGACAACGAUGGCAAGCAUGCCCUUUGUAAAACCCGGCUUCUCACGGCACUCAUCUACCUGAAUGAUGGGUGGGAGGAUGGUGAUGGAGGUGAGCUGGCGAUCUUCAAAGCUGAUGACGAGAACGCUCUUCGCAGGGUCGUUCCCCCGAUUGCGAACCGUGUCCUCCUUUUCUGGUCUGAUUGGCGGACACCCCAUGAGGUUCGGCCUUCGGAAAAGCUGCGAUACUCUGUCACUCUUUGGCUUCUGGAUAACACGAAGAAGAGCCCCAUGGCCGAAGAGGGCUACAGUCCGCCACCGUCACAGCCCCCGGCUUCCCCAAAAUCUCUGGAUCUGCAGCACGAGUGGUGUGAGCAGCCGGGGCUUUGGGAGCUCAAAGUGCAGUUUCCUGGCACGGAUUUGGUCGAAUGCCCCGCGCUGGAGCUGUCCGAUGCCCAGGUCCGGCUCGUGCGCGCAGGCGAGUCGGUUCUUUGUCUUCCCCUUCCGGCCGACACGACUGGAUCUCCAGCCUCCAAAUGGUCCAAGAAGAAGCGCACUCUGACAAUUCAGUUCCAGCGCAGCAGCGCAGUGCCGGCUUCACUUAGCUCGGAAUCCUGUUCCGUCUUCGCCGAGCAUCUCGCAUCCCAGGGCUGGGGCAUCAUCGAUGGCUUCUUGCCGGGUCCCCAGGCCGACGAGCUGAGGCGCUUCGUGCUCGAGCAGAGGUCAUCGGGGAAGCUGCAAACAGGCAAAAACUCUCAUGAGGGUCCCAUCAGAUCUCCAGAGGACCUGAAAAGUGCUGAAACUCAGCCCAUGAAAAAUGAUGAGUACACCUUCUGUGAUUCAGAGAGCAUGCAGGCCCAAUGCUUGCGGGACUUGACCCGUCGAUGCAACCAGUUGCUGGGCAAGCUUAUGGUUGGCUCUGGUCCAAACUUGGGAAAGCUUCGGGAAACCAACCUUUUGCAGGGCCAUCCCAUGAUGGCGGUUUACCCCGGGAAUGGAUCAGCGUACGGCAGGCAUCUGGAUUCCACUGCUGGCGGCCGAGGUGCAAACGGAAGAGUGCUGACUCUCGUCCUUUACUUGAACCCUUUCUGGCAUGAGGCCCAUGGAGGCUGUCUGCGGAUACUAAAGCAACUGGCUGACGAUGGCAAGUCCGGCACGGAUGUGGAACCGCUGCAUGGUCGACUCGUUGCAUUCUUCUGCCAAGACCAGAACCCCCACGAGGUUCUCCCAGCUUGGGCGGAACGUGUUGCAGUCACGAUUUGGUACUACGACGGAGAUCGCCUAAAAGAGCGCUGUCUGGGCGACGAAGCGACCCUUACUGGAGUCUUUGAAGGCGGCUAG
Molecule: messenger RNA, 1677 nt
Organism: Symbiodinium sp. CCMP2592
Lineage: Eukaryota; Dinophyceae; Suessiales; Symbiodiniaceae
Source: the annotation of a GenBank genome assembly